AUGACACGCCACGGAAAGAACAACACCGCUUCGUCAUUUUAUUCUGCUGCGGAACGCGCCAAAGAUGCGAAAGCCAGCGGGUUCGGCACCCUUCACGCUCGUCUGACUGCAGAUUCAAUCAAGGAUUUCGACUGCUGCUCAUUGACGCUUCAGCCUUGCAGGCACCCCGUCAUCUCGCCAGAGAGCCAUAUCUUUGAUCGAGAGGCCAUGAUCGAAUAUUUCCUGGCACAGAAAAAGAAGAUCAACAAGUUGACGAAAAGCUGGGAGCGUCAGAUGGAAUUGGAAGGUGAAGCGAUGAAAAAGCAAGAAGAAGAGAAGCAAGUGGAGCGAGUUAAGCGACUGGAAGCAGCGACUGGUCUACCCGCACAGGAGAGUCUCAGAGUAGCAGAAACUUCGCGGAAACGCGCCAUCAAUGAUCGGUUCUCGAGCGAGGUGGCUGCAAAGAAUCAAAAGGUGAUGUGCCCAAUUACGGGAAAUCCGUUGAAAAUCAAGGAUCUGAUGGAAGUGAAAUUCACCGAAGCACCCGAUGAUGAUGCAAAGAAUCGAUACAUGUGCCCCGUCACGCACGAUCUUUUGACAAAUACGACGAAAUGUGCUUAUUUGAAGACCAGCAAAACCGUUGUGACGUGGGACGUUGUCGAAAAGCUUAUCAAGUCAGAAGCUAACUGGGUUGAUCCGCUAAAUGGAAAACCUUUGAAAGAAUCCGAUAUCAUUGAACUGAAGCGCGGUGGUACCGGAUUGUGCGGAUCUCCAGCGCAAGUGCAGCCUCCUGUUCACCAAACUGCAGCCCCGGAAGUGCCGCAGAAGAAUGACGCUCAGCUUCCACCUCAACAAGCCGGAGACUCGAUCGGGAUGAGCGAGAUCGAGAGGGCAAUGCUCGCAACGUUGAGCGAGCUCGACGGCUCGAAGCAGUCGGCUAAGAAAGAGAAGAAGGACAAGAAGAAAAAGGAGCAACGACCGUCGAUAGACCCUGAAAACGUUGACGACGUGCCGAAGGAGAUGCGGAAACGUCAAGUGGAAGUGUUCCGCGAGAUGCUGCGUCUCCGGUAUGAGGAAGGCAAAAUCACCCUAAACGAUUCGUGGGAGCAUGCCGUGAAAUUCUUGGGAUCGGACCCGCGAUUCCGCGUGAUCCAGAAGGCCGCCGAGAAGAAGCAGAUCUUCUACGCCUGGCGCGAGCAGCAAAUCGAGCAAGAAAGAGAGGAAUGUCGCGCCCAGAAGCUGAAAGCCAAGAGGGACCUCGAGCAGUGGCUGCGUGAGCACCCGAGGUUGAAGAAGACAUUGAGAUAUCAACGCGCUGCCCAGCUUUUCGCCGAUGAGCCGCUCUGGCUGGCCGUGCCGCUCGAUGAUCGCCGCGACCUUUUCCUGGAUGUUUCGCACGACGUUCUGAAGGAGCUGGCCAAGACCGAGGCACGGUUGAAGAAGCGCAAUGUUGAGGCUCUAACCAACAUUUUCCAAAAUAUGUCCAAAAUCGGCCUCCGCACGACGUGGGCCGACGCGCAGAAACUGCUCGUCAAGCAGAAGGCUUUCAUAAACGAUACGGAGCUGCUGAAUAUGGAAAAGAUGGACGCGUUCGACGUCUUCCAAGAUUUCAUCCAAGAGGCCGAGAUUCAGCACAACCUCGCCAAGGCCCAGGGGAAAAGGGUGAUGUACCGACACGAUCGGCGUGUUCGCGACGAGUUCCGCGCAUUUCUCGUGGAACUGCAGCAGCAAGGCAAAAUCCAAGCCUUCACCCGCUGGUCUUCAUUAGCGCCAAUCAUCUGCUCGGACCCUCGUUUUGCCGCAAUGCUUCUACAACCCGGCAGCACCCCUCUCGACAUGUUCAAAAUUUUCGUGAAAGAACUCGAGGAUUUGUUUGUGGCCGAUGCGCGGAUUGUCCGGGAAAUUCUGAAGGAAGGGAACCAUGAAAUUAAGGUUGACACGACGUACGACGAGGUGUUAGAAUGGGUACAAGCCGAUGAACGCCAACGCCUCAUCCCCUCCAACCAUUUGCGCCUCUACUACACGAGAAAAGUCGAGGGCGCCGCCCAGCGGAUCAAGGAUCGAGAACGCGAGCAGCAGCGUGUCGUCAAGCGGAAUCGCGACCAUUUCAGAGAUCUCCUCGGCUCUCUCGACCCUCCACUGACCGUCGAAUCACAAUGGGCCGAUGUUUUGCCCAGAAUUGAGGCGUCUGAAGACUAUCAAGCUGUAGAAUCCGACGAGCUGCGCGAGCAGUACUUUGCCGAAUUCCUGCGCCAGAUUGCUGAUGGAUGUCUGCACAGCCACGAGGGUCGAAAGAAGAAAAAGGAGAAGAAACGAAGGAGUGACCGGCACUCUUCGGAUUCAGAAGAUGACGACGAGAAAGGCAAGAAGCACAAGAAACGCCGUGAUGAUGACGAUGAGCGAGAUGAGAAGCGACGAAAGAGGAAAUCACAGCGCCACUCGGGAAGUCGCUCAAGAAGUGCUGAUGAUCAUCACCGUUCUUCCCGGAAGAAGCGAUCCAGCGAC
This is a messenger RNA of Mesorhabditis spiculigera, 2484 nucleotides long. NCBI's taxonomy places the organism in Eukaryota, Metazoa, Nematoda, Chromadorea, Rhabditida, Rhabditidae. The record is from the annotation of a GenBank genome assembly.